This is a messenger RNA of Corythoichthys intestinalis (scribbled pipefish), 4506 nucleotides long. It is a transcript of the gene znf740a, whose product is annotated as zinc finger protein 740a. The coding region runs from base 466 to 2346 and encodes 626 amino acids. Lineage: Eukaryota; Metazoa; Chordata; Actinopteri; Syngnathiformes; Syngnathidae. The record is from RefSeq and is a predicted model, not a curated record. Gene Ontology annotation, biological process: regulation of transcription by RNA polymerase II. Gene Ontology annotation, molecular function: DNA-binding transcription factor activity, RNA polymerase II-specific; RNA polymerase II cis-regulatory region sequence-specific DNA binding. The transcript has 20 exons. Gene Ontology annotation, cellular component: nucleus.
CUUCUCGUCCUCCUCCUCCAUCUGCUUCUCUCUUCAGUCUAUGGUCGCGCCUCUGUCCGCAGCAAACCGCGCGAGGGCUACUCCCACGAAAAACAACCGCACAACAAUCAUCGAAACGUCGAGUAAACACCGUGAUCUAAUGUCAAAAUGGUUUCCACGAGGACAUAGGAGGUCUUUGAGGCGACGCUGGCCACCGAGUGGUUGAAGAAGAUGAUCUCUUGGCUCGGGGAGGCUGUGCUGUUGCUGCUGCGUGGGGGAGUGGGUCCUUACAUCCUGUGGCGUUUCCUGUGUUUGUAAACUAGACGCUCUUGGAAAAUCGUCGGCCCGACCUGAGCUACAAGUUUGAAUGCUAGAUGAGUGAGGUGGGUGUGGCUUCCCACCAGCCUGACCAUCCUGACUGACGGCUCUCUGGAUGACCUUGUCCCCACCCCUGUCCCUGCGCUCACACACACCGUUACCACAGCAAUGUCACAUCUGCCCAGCAGCUCAGUCCGCGACCAUAUGAAAUGGGCCGGUCUGCUUGGCUGCGAAGCGGUGCUCUCCAGCAUGGCCUUGAUGCAGGCGAGCACCAUGGCAGCUCCACCCAAAAAGAUGAUGGCGCCACUCGGACAUACACCGCCUCAGAGAGACGGACCUGACCGUGGUCCCCAGAGUCACAUGAUCCUGCCGUCUGGCAUGAGCUGUCCACCUCUGCUGAUCCGGAAGGAAGGUGAAUUCCAAGCUCCGCGCCUGCUGGACGAGAAGGACAUGAGGACCAAUGAGGACCUGCAGCAGAAAAAAAAGAACAGGAAAUCAGUGGCGCCCUGUAAAGUGAGAGAACAAGAGGGAAGGGGAGGGAAGGGCACAGGUGGAGAUGAGAACGGUCCAUCUUCCAAAGUACAGAAAAACUUUAUUUGUGACCACUGUUACGGAGCGUUUAGAAGUGGAUACCACCUGAAAAGACAUAUCCUCAUUCACACAGGGGAGAAGCCGUAUGCUUGUGCCGUAUGUGACAUGAGGUUUAUUCAGCGUUACCACCUGGAGAGACACAGCCUCAUUCACACGGGGGUGAAGCCGUAUGCUUGCUCCAUGUGUGACAUGAGGUUCUUCCAACGUUACCAUCUGGCAAGACACAGCCUCACUCAUACUGGGGUGAAGCCAUACGCUUGCUCCAUUUGUGACAUGAGAUUUUUCCAACGCUACCACUUGGCAAGACACAGUCUCAUUCACACUGGGGUGAAGCCAUAUGCUUGCUCCAUGUGUGACAUGAGAUUUUUCCAGAGGUACCACCUGGCGAGACACACUCUGACACAUACGGGGGUGAAGCCGUACGCUUGCUCCAUGUGUGACAUGAGGUUCUUCCAACGUUACCAUUUGGCAAGACACAGCCUCACUCAUACUGGAGUGAAGCCCUAUGCUUGUACCAUGUGUGACAUGAGAUUUAUACAACGUUACCAACUGGAAAGACACAGUCUCACCCACACAGGGGUGAAGCCGUACGCUUGCACCAUGUGUGACAAGAGGUUUUUUCAGCGCUACCACCUGGCGAGACACAGCCUCACUCAUAUGGGUGUGAAACCUUAUGCUUGCACCAUGUGUGACAUGAAGUUUUGUCAGCGUUACCAUCUGACGAGACACAGCCUCACUCAUACUGGUGUGAAACCUUAUGCUUGCACCAUAUGCGACAAGAGGUUUUUUCAGCGCUACCACCUGGCGAGACACAGCCUCACUCAUAUGGGUGUGAAACCUUUUGCUUGCACCAUGUGUGACAUGAGGUUUGUUCAGCGCUACCACCUGGCCAGACACAGCCUCACUCAUACUGGUGUGAAACCUUAUGCUUGCACCAUGUGUGACAAGAGGUUUUUUCAGCGUUAUCACCUGGCAAGACACAGCCUCACUCAUAUGGGUGUGAAACCUUUUGCUUGCACCAUGUGUGACAUGAGGUUUGUUCAACGCUACCACCUGGCGAGACACAGCCUCACUCAUACGGGGGUGAAGCCGUAUGCUUGUUCCAUGUGUGACAUGAGGUUUAUUCAGCGUAACCACCUGGAGAGACACAGCCUCACUCACACGGGGGAGAAGCCAUUUGCGUGUGACAUGUGUGACAUGAGGUUUAUUCAGCGAUACCACCUGGAGAGACACAAGCGCGUGCACAGCGGAGAGAAACCCUACCAGUGUGAGCGCUGCCAGCAGAAUUUCUCAAGGACAGACCGUCUGCUGCGGCACCGUCGGCUGUGCCAAGGCCGGGGUGUAGCGAAAGUGGAGAACCAACCGUGUUGUGAACCUCGCCAAUAUGCCCAAGAAGCCCCACCCGCACCCCCGACCUGGAGCCCCAUGCACCCCCCUCCGGGUCGACUGGCCGUCUGACAUUCCAUGUUCGCUGCGCCCGUGUGGCCGCCAGACGCGGAAUUGGCCGACGGGCUUGAUGCUCUCUCUGAGCUGGGUGGCUCCAACACGGACUGACGAUGCAGCUCUAGUCUUGGAUUACUAAUAACUGCGGGACUUUUUUUUUUUCUUUUAACUGACCCUUCCGCCCCACCCCACCUCCAUAUUUUCUUAACGACAAGACUUUUCUGUGAUGAAGAGUGUUCCUGUUUUGUACUUAAUCUGUUUUUAUCCAGUGCAUCUACUAUUUGUUGGUACUCUGUAAUGACGGCAGUUUUUUUUUAAAUUGGAAAACAGAGGUGUAGUUGCAAGAAAAAGCAUUUCAUUGUGUCUCUUAGGCUCUGUCAUUUAAGUCCAAAUAUGGCUGGUGUUAACCAGAUCUUGUUGGCUGUGGCAGCUGUGUUUUAGUUGGUGUCACCAUGGCUACAGUAGCUUGAUCGGAACUCUAUUGUGAAGCCAUCUGGUUGAAUGACCAGUGUUCUUUGCCUCUAAUGACAGAGGUACACUGUUUGUAAAUAUUGCUAAUUCAUUCACAGUUGGACUUAAGUGGAUUUUUUGUUUAAUUUGGCCAAGAAUUACUUAUAAUCUUGCCAGCAAGUGGAUGUUAAUGUUAACCAGGACUUCCAUGGAGGUAAUAUGUGGGCACCUGGGUGGUCCCAUUCUAGCCACGUGUUGAUCCCCCUUGUUCGCAACCCUCACUUUGAGAUUUCUCUCUGUGUGAGAAUGUUCUUGUUUUAAAAAAAAAAAAAAAUUAACCUUUUCCUCAAUGAGUUAUUAUUUUGUAUAAGAUGUAUUUACAGAGACAAGGCCGCUUUUAUGUCACAGUGGACGUUUUUCCUCUAAACUCAUGUGGUUACAGAAUGUUGGUGACCCCCAGUGGGACACGAAAUGUCAUUGUCACUGAUGGGAAGUCACGUGAUGGUUCUUACCGAAGGAAGCCCGGUCUGGUGAAACCAACACUGCUGCGCACUAACCAUUGCCUUUUUAAUGCAGAUAUUAUGUGCUUGGUGUGUUUUAACAGGUGUAUGUCAUAUCAUUGGGUGUAGCCUUAACAAAGUGCGGAUACACAAAUAAUCAUUGUGAUGCUAAACAUUAUUGUAAUGAGCAUUUUUGAUGUACUGGCAAAGGCAGAGAGGCUCCAUCACGGCUGCUUUACUCCCUGCUGAUUAAUUUCUCAAACUUGACCCUCCUUGAGUUGUGAGCUCAUUCAUGAGAAAGAGCUUUGUGUACAUAAGACAUUCUUGAGGUUGACUGAAUGUAAGAUAGGUGCAAUCCGAGGGUGUAUUCGUUCCUCUGUGUUUGCCAGAAAGACACUAUGUUCAAUAUAAAGGAACAGUGUUGAUUUCACAUUGCUGUGUUUACAGCAGACUGACUGACGGAGGGUCAGCUUUGAGGAAUCCUUCCACACUCUUCCAGCUGUGCACAAAGCAUGCGGCUGGUGCAUAGUGACAAUUGUUAAAAGGGCGAUACAGUACUUGUUGUCUGUUUAGUUUUUACUAGGACCAUGCAAAAGAACCCUGACGUCUCAAUCACUUGUUCUUAGCCUUGAGGUUUUAAUUUUUCACUCGAGUCAAACGUGGGUCCGAGUUUUAUUGCAAGUACCUUUUUAUUCUAAAAUUGUAAACACUGGAGUGAGAGGGCAAAACGCAAACCGACUGAUAGAUAUUUUUUGUUCCCUUCAAACUGUACUCUGUUUUAGACAAAGCCUUUUUCUCCUCUGAGAAGAUGAACGGAACAAUUUGGAUCAGUACAUUUGACAGCCCAUUAAGGUUGCUUUUUUGAAGACGGUUGACAAAGAAAAAGAUUCCUUUUCAUGCAAAGUCCCUGGUAUUUGUAGUAAAUUAUAUUGAACAUGGUAUUAGGAAAAUGAUGGCCUAACGGUAGCUAUCACAGAUUAGUUGUUUUCUUUAUUAGUCUUGCAUGCAAAGUUAUGGUCCUCAGUUGAAAUAAUAGAAUAUUGAUAUUGCUUAUUUUGUGUAGGAAAAAAAGAGUGCAUACAAGUAACUUCCUAAAACUGUUACAAUAAUUCUUGUAAAAUGGGCUAACUAAUAUGUACCCUUGUGAUCCAAUUAGUUUCAACCGUAAGGACAUCGGAGGAGAGGCUUCUUACUAUUAUGCUGAAAUAAAUACAUUUGUUAAGGA